Sphaeramia orbicularis (orbiculate cardinalfish) is the source of this 923-nucleotide messenger RNA. RefSeq names its product zymogen granule membrane protein 16-like. Bases 146 to 646 code for a protein of 166 amino acids. Lineage: Eukaryota; Metazoa; Chordata; Actinopteri; Kurtiformes; Apogonidae. The transcript is spliced from 4 exons. The record is from RefSeq and is a predicted model, not a curated record.
GGAAUGCAUGGUGUUGGUUUAUAAAGACUGGGUAGUGCACCAGUAGAACCAGAACAGGUGUAACGACACACACUGUAGAGGAGGCAACAUCACUGGACACUUUAACAGCAAAACGUGUUGUAAUUUGCUCACAGUUCAAGACAGAAUGCAAUACCUCAUCCUCUUCGUUCUGCUCCCAGCAUGCAUCUUGGCUGCCCAGACAGGGUCCUACUCCUUCUCCCCACCAGUGGGCUCAGGCAGUGGUUCUUCAUAUACUCUGAGUGGAGAGGGCCGGGUCACAGCCGUUCGAGUGUGGGAGAACUACAACUCUGUUAUUAACGGCAUCCAGAUCCGCCAGGGCGUCGUCUGGUCCCCCGUUGGUGGUUACACGUAUGGUUACCUCCUCGAGUUUGAGCUGCGUGAAGACGAAGCCAUCAUCCAGAUUUCCGGGAAACACUCUCACUACUUAUAUUCUCUUAUUUUCACCACGAACAAAGGCCGUUCGUUUUAUGCAGGUCAGCCCUUGGGCCACUCUUUCAACAUGUACCCUGAGCAUCCACAGGCUGAGCUGCUGUUCGUCAGUGGACGCUAUCAUGGACACUUGACCGCCUUCGCAGCGCACUGGGGCGUCAUUGAGUCAAAUGCAGACAACAGCACCGGCCACUAAAAUGGAGUUAACCCUUUCAUGCAUGAAUUAUGAGAACCUUAAUGAAGUUUUUUUUUUCCUGAGUGUUUUUAUUCCUCUUUAGUCAUAAAAAAAACAAUGCAAUUGAAAAUUUUCUUAUGUACAUUUUCUUAUAUCUUACUCUUAUUUUCUUAUACCUAUUUUUCAUGGAGUUCCACUCAGCUGGACACCAUGCGUUUAAUUUUUGAAGCAAAGAAAUAUGUAUUUACUGGCAUACUGUAUGAAAACUAUGAAAUCAAAACAUUUUCAAUGCUGCUAA